CAUUCUUCAUUUAUUAUUUGUUUUCUUGCAUAAACUUCUUUGAUGACAACCUUCUCUAUACGACUGUUAUCAUCAUAAUAAUAAAAUAAGCGUGCCUGUGACUUUGACGUUUAUGCUAAAUGCAUGGUUGUGCACAAGUGCACAAUAACUUUUUUUCCAAUGUCCGAGUGUCUUUAUUUCAUAUAAUUAUCCUAUGUAAAUCCUUUUUACGACUUUAGACUCUAUAACUUGUCCUUUUUGGAAAAAUGAAAAUCUCAACGUUUUGUUUCAAGUUAUGUAUCAAUAGUUCAAUAUAGGUUUCUAUUUUUUUGUUUCUGGUAAGGGUAUAUCCUCAUAACACCUGUCAAAUUGAUUCAAGCGAUAAUAGCCUUUAUACGAAUGCCGCAAGGUUUAACAUAGGUUUCGCUAAUUUGUCAUUAUUAUGUUAUCAUUUUAUAUUUUUUGCUUUGUUUGAUUGUAGAAUAGAUUUUUGUUGUUAUGAUAUUAUUUGUCAUCAUUAUUUUACAACUUAAGGUUUUAUGAUUACAUUUCUAUGGUCCUUUUUUGACACAAAAUAAAACGAGAAAAAUGAAUCCAUAAUGCUUGUAUUUUUGUCAUAUUUAUGGAGAACAGUCCCCAAAAUACUUUUUAUUUUUUUAUUAUUAUUAUGUGCGGUUUUGCCAACUCGACAUGAGUCACCAUUAUAAAACAACUUAGUUCAAUUCUUGUUUUUAUCUACUUUUUUUUGUGUUGAAGCGCUACGAAAAACAAGCAGACAAAUUUUUUUCCCUGCUUCGUUCCUCAUUUGAUGAAGACUUUAGAUUUUCCGAGUUAAACUCAGCUUAUCUCUGUGCCAUAUUUUAUCCAGAUCAGUUCAGUCAGUUUGACGAGGUUUAUCACCUAACCGUGUUUGAACAUCCAUCGGUCCGGGUAUUUUAUAUAAUCGAUUUUGGUUGGCACUGGUUCGUUCAAUAGUCUCCAUACUGCUUUCCACGUUCACCUCGUUCCAUAUUAUCGCUAGACCUGGAGGGUUAUAUCUCGCUCUCUCUCUCUCGCACGGCUGAGAUAUGCAUUGUGUGAAUGCAACAGCAGUCUGUCACGUCUUUCGCUUGAGCAUUUGGCGAUCACCGGUGCAGUUGGGCUCUAAGCGAGUGGGGAAUUUAUUCCGGUAUUUCAUUCGCCAUCGGAUGGCGGCCAUCUUGAUUUGAUGAUCAACAUUGUAUAUUAAAUCACUUAUUUACGUCAAAUCAAGAGUCAUUUUCAUGUUAAUUUUCGCACCUGUGCAAUUUACCUAACCUUUGAUAGUAUUGAGAUUAAUUUUCAUCUAAGACUUUUCAUUCCAGCUAGUAACUGAUUUUAUUAGACUUUUACGCCAUGUUCUGUCAAUGAUGGAACAGAAUGAUCCUUAAAUCCAUUGUCAUAUAAUUUGAAAUAUAAUCAUACCUACGUACUAGACAGCAGGGACUAGGCAAAUUUGGGUGUUAGAAUUAAUUAGAUAUAAACUUAUUUAUGUAUGCGCAAUCGAGUACUGAUUAGGUUAACCACAAAAAUAGUAUAACUGUAUCACAAAAUAUGUUUAACAAUUUUGCAUCCACCUGUAUAAUACCUAUGUAUUAUUUUUCUUUGGAUAUCCGGAUUCCGCACUUGAUACCUGUUUUUUAUUAUUUUUUCAUAUCAAACUAUAGAUGUUGGCGCGGAAGAUUUGCACCAAAGCCUCUUAAGUCAUUCGGCUCAGACUUCUUUUUAAUAAACAUCUGUCUUUGCUUGUAUCUUCCGGGUGAAUAUAGUAUGAGGGGCACUUUCCCUCCUGACGGAUACAUAGCCUAUCGCCACUAAUAUAUCAAUAGUGACCUCCUAUAAAGAGCAAUCACAAUCCAUUCUCAUCCCGAAAUCGAUACGAUAUCCUUCUUUUACCGUCGACUUGGUCGGUUAAUAGGGCAAUGACCAAUAAAACUUUUAUUUUGCGACCUAAUAGAUCAGGGUCAAUGGCGACUAUGAAUAUUCGUAAAGCAUGUAGGCUAAAUACCAAUUAAAAUCGUUGUGGAAACAGAAGAAAUUUAUAGGAAUUUGCACGACCAAAAUAAACCAUCCCAUUUCAAAGAAACUGAUUUGUUGCUAUUUUUAGAUCAUGAAUAUUGAUUUGAUCAUUCAUUAUAGGCCAAAUGGGAUGGUAUAAAAAUGUUUCAUUUCUUUACCACCUACAUUUUUUUGACAUUUCGUUUCAUCCCAAGUAGGUUUACCUGUUCUAAUAAAUACCAACUUACCCUUCGACCCAGUGAUUACGUAACUGUUUCAUGUUCCGUAAUUUCGCAACAUUGUUUUAAAUAUUCUGGUCCUGAGCUCUUUGUUAGUUAGAAGCCGGAUUACGUUCGUCUUCGUCGGCAGGGCGUAGCUUAACCAAUUCUCUCAGGAAUUUUCCUUGCAUCCCAUUUUGAAUAGUUAGGUUUGAUGCAGUAGGUACUUAGAUUGUCAAACGCCUCUUCUUGUUAAGAGUGUCUUGUAUUGACAUUUACGUAAUUUGUGUGGGCAUUCUCUACCUACAACAAGUAUUCGUAACAAAUUCUCGUUUUGAUUCAACGGAACGGUCUACUAUUUUUGGGGAAGGUUGACGAACUCUUUUUUUUACCAGGUGCCCCUCUAAUUCGCUUUUCUGAAUUUGUUUGUAAAAGGUCUAAUGGGUCGUAUUUGUACUUAUGGUAGUGGUAAAAUAACAUUUCUCAAAAUGUUCUACGUUCAAUUAUUGUAAUGAAAUGAGAUUUUUUAGUUGAAGCCUACUCACAUACACAUUUGGUGAUUUAUUCGAUUUUUUCUGAUCUUUCUAUUAAUAUGGAUAUGGACAGAUGGACCAUGCAAUAAAUAUUAUCCAGAUACAUAUCUCCGUGAAAUUAAAAUGAAAGCAUAAUUUUCUAUAGACGUGUAAAUAUGCGACUAUUUUCCUGGAUUUGAUUGAUUUUUACUUUGUAAGGGAAGCCAUUGAUCAUACACGGCGUUCCGUUUCGCGCAUGCGGUAUCGUGAUGUCUGCGUCGUUUACGCUUGAUCGUAAAUGAGCUAUCUAGUGUUCCCCAAACGGUCUGUGUGGACUUUAUCACGAAACGAAACGUUAGCGCCUCUGCGUUGGGUCUGCUCGGUCGCGCGGUACUUGAAGUUUAGAAUUAUUUCUCAUAGAUGGCGUAACUUGUAUACUAAAUAUACUGUCAAUGUCAAUGUACUGUCAUGCUGCGGCUAGGGUGCGGCGUCGGCUUCUGCAAAACAGGGAAAUGAUAAACAAUGCAAUUAAUUAUUGACUCUGAGCCUGGUCUAGCUAUAGAAAAAGAUAUGUCUACGAUCGACGAUAUUGAGAAAGUUGGAAAUGGCAAUAUUGAGAAACUUAAUGAGAAUAACUGCAACGGAAACAAAGAAAAUAUUGGAGAUGUUAACGUAAUUGCAAAUGAUCAAAUAGACAAACAAAAUAUUGAUGCGGAUGUUGUAUCCGAGACACAGAGUGAAAUAAAAUCAUUGAAUUCGGAACCGGAGAAGACUAAUGGGCUCGAAACGAAAGAAACUGAAAAAAUUCAUGACUCUGUCGCAAAUGGUGAAGAAACAAAAGAAUCUCAAAACAAUAGCUGUAAUGGAAAAAAUGGGAGCACCCCUCUCAGUGCAGAGCAACCGAUUGAAAAAAAACAUGAACUAAUUGUCUGUGAAAGUAUUACAAGUAAUAGUAAAGUGAACAAUACAGACCAAAAUAAAGAAUCUGCCGUAGGAACUACUGAUGUUAACAAUGAAACAUCAACUGUAACAAAACCUAUAACUGGCGAUGAAUUAACAUCUGCUGAUAAUAUUGUAGCAGUAACUAAUAAUGUUAAAGCGGCAACAGAUAAAAUUGAAGCACAAACUGAUAGUGUUGAAAUGUUAACUGAUGAUGUCGAGGCAGCAUCUAAUGAGAUUGAAGCAGACACUGAUAAUGUUGAAGCAGCGCCUAAUAAAAUUAAAACGGUAACUGAUGAAGUUGGAGCAGCAACUGAUAAUGUUGUAAAGGUAACUGAUGAUGCUGAAGCAGCGACUGAUGCAACAGACAGUAGUGAAACUGUAACUGACACAGUCAAUUUAAAUAAACCAGCAUCUGAAUCUGCACCAGUUAAAGUUGUAGAAACGGAAGUGGCAUUAUCUAGUCUUAAAGAUGAUGUUGAAGUCAUUGAAGAACCAGUGAAAAUAAUUGAGGAUUUGCCCGACGUUAUGUUGUCUAAAGAAUCGGAAAAUACGAAAAAUAACGAAAAACUAGAUUUGUCAGGAAAUAACAAAAAAGAUGAAGACAGCACAAUGACGGUGGACAUAUCGGACACUGAAUCUGGUGCAGUUGUAUUAAGCAAUGAAGCACCAAUUGAGGUAAAAGAUGACAUGGAUGUAGAAGUUAUUGAAGAUACAAAAAAUUGUGAACAAAGUUCUGAAAAACAAAGUAAAGAUACACCUAGUAUGCCUAACAAUAUUGUAGAACAACCCGUUGUAUGCAAGUUAUCAAAUACACUAGAUAUUUUGUCUGAUGAUGAUGAUGAGGAACCUCCAAAAAAAGAACCUGCUAAGAUAGAAGAAAAUAUUGAAAAACAAUGCAUUAAUAUAGAGGAUGAUGAUGAUAUUAUGCUCAUUGAUGAAGACUCAAGUAAGACUGAAACACCUCCAACUGUAAAUAAUAGUAUUAAGGAGAAUGACUCUGACAAAGCUGAUAGUAAAACUGAUUCUGAAACUGGUGAAAAACCUCUUGAAGAAAGCGACUUGUUUGCAAAAAGUGAAUCACAAGGUUCAAAACCUGCGGAAGAAGCAAAAUCCGAUAAUUUUGAAAUGAAUAUUAGUGAAAAGCAACAAGAAGAAAAACUGCAGACAAUCGAGCCAGCUCUACCUCUCAUACCGGAAAAUUUUCUAAAAUCAGCCAAAAAGAAUAUUGCUGACAUGACAAGGGAAGAUUUGGAAGAAUUCUGUAUAUUGAAAAUAGUAGAAAGUAUUGUGGAUAGAAGCAGCUUGAGCGAUAUUAAACAAAAACUAAAAUCUGUUGCCCAAGGUGUUGAAGAGUACAGAAAAAAAGUUGGUAUGCUCACAAAGCAAAAUCUAGAUCUUCAAGUGGUUUUAAAAUCUAUUCAGGAGGAACAGAAAAAGGUGAAACCAGACACUCCUAUAACUCCUCUCAAAAUAACUCGGUCUGUGGGUAUGCAAGUGUUUAUGGAAAAGACUGCACAGAGAAGGAAAAAUAUUGCACAACCCCAACAGACUCAAAAUUCCAAUAAUACCACACAAGUCAUGAGCCGACAAGGAAAAGUAGUGACACCAGCAAACACAAAUAGUCCUCGACCCCAGAAACCACAGCCCAAUAACCAGAAUAUACCUGUACCUAGGCUAGUGCCAGCCAACAGCCCGGCUAUAAAAUCACCAAGUUCUAUACCUCUAGUCAGUCAAACAACUCCAGGGAAAACUGGCAGUCCCAUGCCAAAUGGAGUGAAGAAUCCCUCACCCCUAAAAGCUGGUGAAAAAAGACAACACAGCAAAGUAACAUCUGUGACAGUGGAUUUAACUGAUGAUGAGCCACCAGCAAAAGUGAACAAUCGCACAUCACCAGCACCUCCAGUUAGAGUAGUUCCAUCUCAGAAUCUAAUGGCUGCUCCAAGACAAUCAAUUCCAGUAGGUGUUAAUAAUAGUCCCAGAAAAGUUUACAUACCUAUUAGUGGUCAGCAGAAUCAGAAUAUCCGACCUGGACAGACUAUUAUGUUAAAAGCUGUUGGAUCACCAGGUUUAAGGCCUAAGGGACCUACUUCUCAAGUUGCAAGAGUACAAAGUAGUUCGAUUAGAAUGACCAGCAAUGUGAGGCCACAAUCGUCAGGAAGACAUCCAGCUCCUCUACCCGACGCAAUGAAGCAAUACCAGCCACCAAACUGGAAAGCAUUACCACCAGCACCAGAAAUCAAAUUGUCUAAAGUGGAGAACGGAAUAGUAAUAUCCUGGAAGAUUGAGAGUUACCAAGAAGACUGUCAUGAGGAGAUAGCAAGCUAUCAAUUGUAUGCAUACCAAGAAACAUCUUUUCCCCCAAGUACAACAUUAUGGAAAAAGAUUGGAGAUGUCAAAGCAUUGCCUUUACCUAUGGCAUGUACUUUGACACAGUUCAUGGCUGGAUUCAAGUACUACUUUGCUGUAAGAGCAGUAGAUAUCAGGUCCCGACUGGGCCCAUUCAGUUUACCCGGGAGCAUACUCCUACUGAAUAAAUUGUAAGACUGAUGUUGUGAAUGGACCAUGCUAAAUCCUGCAAUGUCAUACAUUGUAGAGUGCUUACAUGCGAGUGUAAUUGAUAGUGUUGUGUUUGUUUUAGUUAAUUAUUUAUUAUUAUAAUUUGUGGCAAUUGUUUAAAACUUUUUGAAAAAGAACUUUUUCCGUGAACUGCUCCCCACUAGUGCUAUUAUUGUUAUGAUUUCGGAGCGCUAUGGGACCGCGAUUGGUAGAAUUUACAUGACAGAAAGCAGGUGGGAACUGACCACCUUUAUUUAUCUGUGAUGUAACACUUAUGUUGAUUUUCCUAUUUUCCCUUAUCUCAUUAAACAAUUGAGUUAACACUAAAUGAACCUGUUACAAAUGUUUUUCUUUUAAUGGUUAGUGUGUGUAGUAUGAGAAAUCUCGAUGAUGACUGAUUGAUUGAUCUUUUGAACAAUUAAAAAAAGUAGAAUGUAGCAUGGAAGUUGUAUUGAAUUGUAAAGGCGUAACCUAAAUUUGUCAGUACUAUCUACAGGUAUAUUCCGAAGUAUAUAUUUUAAAUUGUAACUCGUAAUCUAGGUACAUUACUGCCUGUAUAGAAUGUGAAUAUUUCGGAUUCCUACUUGUGAUUACAGAUUUAAAAUCUA
This is a messenger RNA of Spodoptera litura, 6831 nucleotides long. Lineage: Eukaryota; Metazoa; Arthropoda; Insecta; Lepidoptera; Noctuidae. The record is from RefSeq and is a predicted model, not a curated record.